Molecule: messenger RNA, 1832 nt
Organism: Neopsephotus bourkii (Bourke's parrot)
Lineage: Eukaryota; Metazoa; Chordata; Aves; Psittaciformes; Psittacidae
Product: methylglutaconyl-CoA hydratase, mitochondrial-like
Exons: 7
Coding region: 1-708 (235 amino acids)
Biological process (GO): fatty acid beta-oxidation
Cellular component (GO): mitochondrion
Molecular function (GO): enoyl-CoA hydratase activity
Source: RefSeq, a predicted model, not a curated record
AUGAACAACCAAUACAUGCUGGGAGCUAACAAUCUGGAAAGCAGCUUUGCAGAAAUGGUCCUGCAGGUCCUGGUGGACACUAGGUUGAACAUGAGCCAGCACUGUGCCCUUGCAGCAAAGGAUAUUAAUGGUGUCCUGGGCUGCAAUGGGACAAGUGUCACCAGCAGGUUGAAGGAGGUACUUUCUUUUUCAGCUAAUCUGCCUGUACCUACUAUUGCUGCAAUAGAUGGAGCUGCAUUAGGUGGUGGCCUAGAACUUGCAUUAGCCUGUGAUAUAAGAGUGGCAGCCUCUUCUGCUAAAAUGGGUCUAGUUGAAACAAAGUUGGCAAUCAUUCCAGGUGCAGGGGGAACACAGAGAUUACCUCGCACAAUUGGAGUGUCUUUGGCAAAAGAACUAAUCUUCUCUGCGCGUAUUGUAGAUGGUGAGGAAGCAAAAUCAAUAGGAUUGAUUAGCCAUGUGGUAGAACAGAAUGAAGCAGGGGAUGCUGCAUACAGAAGAGCAUUAGCUCUGGCAAAAGAAUUUUUACCUCAGGGACCAGUAGCAAUGAGAGUUGCAAAACUGGCCAUCAAUCAGGGAAUGGAGGUCGACUUAGUAACAGGUUUAGCAAUUGAAGAAGCUUGUUACGCUCAGACUAUUCCAACAAAAGAUAGAAUUGAAGGCCUUCUUGCAUUUAAGGAGAAGAGACCUCCUCGCUACAAGGGAGAAUAAAAGAAGCUGAUGCCUUUAAAAUACAGUGAGAUAAAAGUACUGCUGUGAGGACCAUUAAGGUGCACCUGCAUCUGCACCUGGAGUAUCACAACCACCAAAGUAAAAUCCAACCAUACUGAUGUUACAACAUACAUGAAUGUGUCCAUACUUGUACUGGGCCCGGCCAGAAAUGUGUGUCAGCUCAUGCUCAUUACCAUUUCUGAAGGCUGAUAUGUGUAUUUGCAAGGUCACAGGUUCAUGCAGCAUUCUUAAAAUUUCACAUGUAUGAAACUUACCAUUCCACAAUUGAAAUAGCUCUGUAAAUUCUUUAUAUAUACAAAACCUGUAUGUGAUGUGAAGUAUAAAUCUGCUGUAUCAUUUUAUCAAAACAAAAGCGACUACUGAAUACCAAAAGUAAGAAAUUGUGCCAAAUAUGCAUUGGAAUGAUUCUGUAUGUCAGUAAAAAUUAUAUUUGCGUAUUCUACCUGAAUAUGUACGUUAUAAAUAAAGCUAAGGGAAAUGAAAAGGAUUAUUGCUUGGAAAAUGUUAAGCUUAUUUAUCUGACUUACAUUAUUCUAGUAAAACGAAGUUAAUUUUAGCACGUAAUGGUGUCCUUUGGAUGAUGUCAUUGCCAUUAUGUUAAUUCAACUGUAUUAAAUGAAGACAUUUUCAAGGCCAGCCUUUAAUUAUGCAUUCUUGUAUGUUAAACCUGGCUUUGUCUUGCAUUCUUCCAGCGUACCAUCUGAUCAGCACUGUCUGCUGUAAAGAAACUUGUAUUCCACUUGCCCCAGAUAUUUUAGUUUUUUUAUGAUUGUAUUAAAGAUUGUUGUGCAGGGAUGUGACUAAUGUGCUGUUAAAGAAACUAGAAUUCUCUUCUUCUCCAGAAUAUUCCUUCUGGAGGUCCUAAUAAUGUAUAUUUAUAUAUAAUGGGGAUGAUACUGAAAUGUUCUUUAUUCUGUGGCAGCCUCAGGGUUCUUUUCGUAUGCUGAAAGAGAAAUCCAGUAGGUUACAAGGUGGGAAAACUGUUGUGAUUCUUACUGUAUGUUCACUGUGGACAUGGCAUAUACAGCAAAUGCCUGGAAAUAACCUUUUAGAAAGUAUUUUUGUUAACUUGACUGGAAAAUAAACAUGGCUUAGCAGUCAAA